Truncatella angustata is the source of this 1371-nucleotide messenger RNA. RefSeq lists its product as uncharacterized. Lineage: Eukaryota; Fungi; Ascomycota; Sordariomycetes; Amphisphaeriales; Sporocadaceae. The transcript is spliced from 3 exons. The record is from RefSeq and is a predicted model, not a curated record. The coding region runs from base 1 to 1371 and encodes 456 amino acids.
AUGGUCAAUCCCACGAGAUACUGGCCUGGUGGCAUCCCAGAAAAUAUUCGGUUGCACCCGCAGCCAGUUGUCAGCUCUUUGAAAGAAAUGGUGAAAGGCUGGCAACUCUUCCUCGAGGUAGCUGACAGUCCGAUACCCCCUCCGACACAAAAGCACGUGGGGCAGCUAGUUGUUGACUUCAGGCAGGAGAAUGCAAUACCAAGGAGCUCAGCAGAGCAGGAUGCUUCGUUUGAGAUGCAGCUGCGGCGAAGACUAAUGCAACAAUGGGCGUCAAUGAGUCAGGGCGAACGUGAUGAGUAUCAAAACCGCGCACCAGCUCGGCCGAAGGAUUCAUGGUACCCGGCACAAUUGAGAAGCUCCGGGCCUCCGGAAAUAGUCAAGAUGGUCAACUGCAUUGCGCCGUGGCCUCUGAGCCCACGCAACAGAGCGCUGUGGACCAAGUUGCGCGUCAUGCUGUAUUGCUUGGACGGCGACAACGGCGCCUUGUUUGGCGAGGAGGAUGGCGAAGUGGCGGUUCCGGAGCCAAACCCAACUGGACCUAAUCCGCUUACGCCCCAGGAGUUCCUCAAGUGGUGCUAUGUUGAAAGCGCGGACUUGGCCCACAUAGCCAUGAUAUCUGAUGGAACUGUGAUUUGCCACAACUGGCAAAGCACUGUACUAUUCGCGGAUCAGCAAUCCUUAGAAACGGGGCUCAUGUUGCUAUGCGAUAUUGAAAAUAACGGACAGGUAAUGUGUAAGGGGCGAGUAUGGCCGGUACUCAUGAAGGAUGCAUACGUGAGUAUGACGGCGUCGGGCAAGUCGGUCAAAGCAAUCCUCGAUCAAGACAUGUUCAAAGCGCCCAUAGAGUCCAGAAACGUGAACAUGGAGGAUACGAUGAUCAACAUCCUCGACUCAAAGGCAGCGUACCUCAACAACGCCGAUAUCGAUAUUUGGGAGGAAGCGAUUGAGAGGCCGAUCGCCGAGAACAUCAAGCGGGUGGUAAUCGUAGCAAAGGAUGCCCGCGAUACCAUUCAGUCGUGGCGCCGCAUCCUCAGGAACACGGGCGUCCGUCAUACCAGGGACUUGAAAUACCGCUUCCUGCUCGCCAUCGACCCCCCACGCGCCGCGGACAAGGUCUCCGGUCGCAAUGGCGCCGAGCGGCCACUAGAGAAGGAGAUGGAACGCUGGCGUAGAGAUCUACAGAUGCUGGCCAGGCUGUCGGGGGCCGCGAUGGACAAGCCGCCCAGGGUAUGGCCGCCAGGCCGCACCGAGGCUGCGUUUGGCUUUUGGAUGUUCCCCGUCAACGUGGACGAUGAGGCUCCGCUUGGGCUGUCGGAUGACGUCCCGAUCAAAUUGCAUCCGAUAUUGGGACCUCUCGGACUAAAGUCCUAG